CGUAACAUUUAAAAGUGUACCAAAUACCCUUGAAUAAUUUAAAAUGUUGCACCGUUGUAUUAUUUUGAGAAUAUACACUUGGCUAGAUAAUAUGCAAGCCAUCCAAGUGGUUCCACUAUAUUUAGGAAAGAUGGUAUUGCAUUGGGGAACGUUGGUCCAAAUGGAGGAAGAUGUCAUCCCGCCCCUAGUGUUGGCUCUAGAAGAUACAGACGGAUCAAAGGAAACCAACAUCAAAUCUCAUGUCGGGGAUACCAAUGAUGGCGAGUCUAAAGUCAUGAAAACAAUUGACCUGGGUUCCAAUUCCAUAAACAAGUAUGAUGGUGCUAAUGGUGGGGAUGCUAAAUCAGCUUGUGAGCUUGAUAUUACAUCUUGUGAUUCUUCUGCACCACUCCCUUCAUUGGGUGUUGUAGACAUUUCAAGAGAUCAAGCUUUGGAUGCCAACCAUCAACCCUUUGUUUUGGUUUUGUCUCACCCAAUCAUGAUGCGUCACCAUUCUGAUAUCCUCCACAAGGAGCAUCUGAUUUCAGUGCGGGCAACAAGACUCGUGAAUGGCUCUAUCUCAUUUUCCUCCCGUCACAUUCUAAGAAGCAUGUUGGUUGAAAGUUGGCCAAUAAGUGGAUUUCUUCUUUGCUUCUGCACCCUCUCUCCAGUCCAAAAGCACGAGUGGAAGCCUCCACCUUGAGGACAAGGUCAAUUGGUUUAUUGUGUUGAACAUAGAAACUGGCCAUUGCUCGGGCGGCUGCAGGGCCUGGUCAGUGAGGUUAAGACGUGCGCACGAGGGUCUGCGAUCUUGGGUUUGAGGCCAUCGCCCGAGGGAUCCUACCUCCACCGAAUUGAGGUCAUCUUCGGUAUUACGGAUUGAGGCUAUCUCCGUCAUAGGCAUUAAAUGUUAAGUGGUUUG
Cuscuta campestris is the source of this 901-nucleotide messenger RNA. Lineage: Eukaryota; Viridiplantae; Streptophyta; Magnoliopsida; Solanales; Convolvulaceae. The record is from the annotation of a GenBank genome assembly.